CUCCUCACACAUGCACAAAAAGUGGUAAAUAAUCUCGAAAUUUCACUUCCUUCUUCAAAACAUAAAUUUGUAGUGAAUUAAUUUUUAUCAAAAGCACCAUUAAGGAAGGAAAAUUACAAGGGAAAAUUUAUAUAGCAACAGUUACUGUUUCAAAGAUUUUUUUUUUUAAAAAUGGAUAGCUCCCUAGUAGUGGUUGCAAUUGAUUAUGGAACAGUUCACCUGGGAUACACACUUCUUCCUAAAGGCAGUAAAGAAUUUUACAGUUGUUACAUAGACGGAACCAAUGAAAGAAUACCAAAUAUUGUGUUACUAAAUUCACAAAAUGAAGUGGACUAUCUUGGCGAAAGCGCUCAGAAGAAGUAUAUCUCUCUGUUACAGAAUGGAACUGGGGACAACUGGUCCCUCUUUGAGGGAUACAAAACAAGCUUACAUAAACCAAAGCUUACACGUGAUUUAAAAAUAGCUGAUGUCAGAGGGAAUACAAAGUCUGCACUACUCAUCUUUGGAAAAACCAUAAAAUUCCUAAAACACAAGGCCGAAAUAAGUAUUCGAAAUGUCAUGUCAGGUGUUGAAUCUCAAAAUAUCAAAUGGAUAAUAACCAUUCCUGCUCUCUGGUCUGACUGUGCCAAACAGUUUAUGAGGGAAGCCGCUAUAUCAGCUGGAAUUGCACAAAACCGGUUAAUGCUGGUUCUGGAGCCUGAAGCAGCCUCUCUUUUCUGUCUCGACAAACCAGUCAACGUUGUUCAAAACCCAGAUCACAGUGCGAUGAACGUAUGCUUACAUCCUGGCCAGAAAUACAUCUUAGCCGAUAUUGGCGGUGGAACAACUGAUAUCUGCAUUCAUGAAGUUUUAGCGGGUCAUAAGCUGCGGGAAAUCUAUCGAUCCACUGGUGAUAUAAAAGGAGGAAUAAACAUUAACAAUGAGUUUACCCAACUUCUUAUGAAAUUAAUUGGCAGUCAUGCCUGGUGUAAGUUCAAAAAUGAAAGUCCUGAAUAUUUCGAAUUAAUGUCUGAAUUUGAAACAAAGAAGAGACAAUUUUCCAUCCCGAUAGAACUUAUGGAAAAUGUCACACUUUACAAACGGGAUGAAUUCAGUUGCAGAGUUGCAUUCAAUGCACAAAAAGCUGACCUACCAGACACUCGGGACUUUGAUAUUGCUAUUAGACUUCCAUAUGACCUACGUAACAUUAUCCAAACUGAAAGCAAGACCACUUUUGAUGAUAUCAUCAAGGCCAGCGACUACCGCAACUGUCUGAGAUUUUUCAAAGACAAACUGAUCAUGAAGCCAGUAGUGAUGCUAGAAUUGUUUGAAUCAACUCUGCAGAGUAUUCUUCAUCACUUGAGAAGUUUGUAUCAACAAAUGAAAUAUGAACAUCAGGACAUCAACAUCAUUUUUCUAGUCGGCGGUUUUUCUGAGUCCAAUUAUGUUCAAGAGCGUGUUAAGUUGGAAAUCAACAGCCUGGGGACAAAGGCUAUCUUUCCUGGUAAUGGUAGUCUUGCAGUUCUGAAGGGUGCUGCAAUGAUGGGUUUCACACCCAGGUGUAUAGCAGAGCGUCGAGCUGGCUACACAUACGGCUUUGGAACGGCUGAACCAUUCAAAUCAGGCGUCCAUCCGGAAUCAUUGAAAAUCGUGCAUGAUGGGAAAACGAGAUGUGGGAAUGUCUUCUACAAAAUGAUCUCAAAGGGACAAGUACUAAAAUAUGGUCAAAAAGGAUUUUUCUUAGCGCAUGACACGUUCACACAAAAAGAACUAAAACACAAAGUGGUCACCACAAAAAUCUACAGGUCAAACAAAUAUGACCCAAAAUACUGCAUACCGGAAGAAGAAUGCGAGUGUGUUGGGAAAAUCAUUGCUAAGCCCCCUAGCACUGGCUGGCCAGAGAAGGUGAAUUUUGAGAACCACCUCAUUGUUGGAGAAGCAGAGUUUGUUGUGAAGGUCAUUAACAAACAAACCGCUCUGGCGUCACCUAUGAGCAACCAAGCAGAACCAUGUGAACAACUUUGAAAGAGGACCAUCAUAGGAACAUCAUGGCCAAGUUUCAUCAACUUCCAUUCAAUGGUUUCAGAGAAGAUGUUGUUUGAAGAAAAGUGUGGACGAAAAGACGCCAGACGGUGAGUGAUCACAAUAGCUCACCCUAGCACUUUGUGUUCAAGUGAGCUAAAAACAAAGAGUUGUGUGCCACUGAAAAUGCAGGUUUUCAUAAUGGGAGCCUAGUGGAAAAUGACCAUAAACUUCAAGCAGAUUUGACAGCAUUAUUAGGAAUUAUUUCAUGUAUCAACGUUUUUGUUAUCAUUUUUAUCUUCAGAACAAAAUUAAUGACAAUGCUUAAACAAAUAUGCACAAGGGAUUAUAUUCGUAGGUAGGGUGACGUGCUUUCCAUUCCAUAUGGAGGGUCUAAGCUUUAUUCUAUGUUAUCCGAAUCAAUGACGUUAAGUAAUAAUUUCUAAUAUAUCAAAAUACAUAACAACCUUAUGUCAUACAUUUUCUGUCUAAUUAGGAUUAACAUAAGUGAGAAAUGCCAGCGUGUAAACAUGGUUGAACACAGUAUUACUGAUAAAUCAUUGGCUAUAUUCUUGACUCAAUGGUAGGUUUAGCUUAUAAUCAAACAUGAUCGAGAUCUUACGACUGCAAGUUUUGUCCUAGCUUAAGAUUACUCAGAAAUGUGGAAGCUGCAGGGAAGAAAACAAAAACAAGAGGGCCAUGAUGGCCCUAUAUCGCUCACCUGAUUAAAUGGUUGCUAUGAAGAUUUGCAUUUAAGCUUGACCCUGGGGUCAUGAUUUGAACAAACUUGGUAGAGAUCCACUAGGCAAUGCUACUCACCAAAUAUCUAAGCUCUAGGCCUUCUAGUUUAUUUCUAGACAUUUUUUGGAAGAUUUUCCUAUGUACUAUCAAGUAACCCCUGGGGCGGGGCCAAUUUGAAGCUGGGGAUCAUGAUUUGAACAAAUUUUGUAGAGGUUCUCUAGGCAAUGCUACAUGUCAAAUAUCUAAGCUCUAGGCCUUCUGGUUUAUUUUUAGAAAUUUAUUUUUAGAAGAUUUUCCGAUGUAUAAUUAAGUUACCACUGGGGCGGGGUCAACUUUACCCCGGGGUCAGGAUUUGAACAGAGUUUGUAGAAGUCUGCUAGGCAAUGUCACAUAUCAAAUAUCUAAGAACUAGGCCUUCUGGUUUAUUUUUAGCAAAUUUAUGAAGAUUUCCCUAUGUAAAAUCAAGUAACCCCUGGGGCUGGGUCAAUUUGACCCUGGGGGGUCAAGAUUAGAAAAUGUUUUGUAGAGGUCCACUAGGCAAUGCUACAUGUCAAAUAUCUAAGCUCUAGGCCUUCUGGUUUAUUUUUAGAAAAUUUUGAAGAUUUUUCUAUCUACAAUCAAGUAACCCCAUGGGGCGGGGUCAACUUGAUCCCGGGUAUCAUGAUUUGAAUAAAUUUUGUAGAAAUCUACUAGGCAAUGCUACAUAUCAAAUAUCUAAAAUCUAGGCCUUCUGGUUUAUUUUUAGAAAAUUUUUGAAGAUUUUCCUAUGUAAAAUCAAGUGACCUCUGGGGCGGGGUCAAUUUUGAUCCUGGGGUCAUGAUUUGAAUAAAUUUUGUAGAGGUCCAUUAGGCAAUGCUACAUGUCAAAUAUCUAAGCUCUAGGCCUUCUGGUUUAUUUCUUUUUUUUUUUUGAAGAUUUUCCUAUAGAAAUCUAUGUAAAAUCAAGUGACCCCUGGGGCAGGGUCAAUUUUGACCCCGGGGUCAUGAUUCUACUUUAGUAGAGGUCCACUAGGCAAUGCUACAUGUCAAAUAUCUAAGCUCUAGGGCUUCUGGUUUUUGAGAAGAAGAUUUUUUAAGAUUUUCCUAUGUAAAAUCAUAUGACCCCUCGGGCGGGGUCAAUUUUGACCCCGGGGUCAUGAUUUGAACAAACUUGGUAGAGGUCCACUAGGCAAUGCUUCACACCAAAUAUCUAAAAUCUAGGGCUUCUGGUUUUUGAGAAGAAGAGUUUUAAAGUUUUUCCUUUCGGUUGCCUUAGCAACCAAAGUUCUGCAUGGAAUUCAAUUCUUUGAACAAUUUUGUAGAGCUUCACCCAAGGAACAUUCCUGUGAAGUUUGGAUGAAACUGGCCUAGCGGUUUAUGAGGAGAUGUCGUUUAAAGUAAAAGUUUACGGCCGGACGCCGGACGGUGAGUGAUCACAAUAGCUUACCCUGAGCCUUUGGCUCAGGUGAGCUAAAAAAUGGGAUGCACAAAAAACUAGACCUAUUACUGAAAGUGAUGAAUUUCUAAGUACCUAACAAGACUAGGGUUGGUACUAAUCACUUUAGUGAAGUUUCAUUAAAUUGUGUUCAUGUGUUCAGGUGAUUAUGCACGCACAAGAUUGCAUAUGCAGACUCUAUGUAUAUGGUAUAGUAACAAACAAGAGGGUCAUGAUGACCCUGGAUCGCUCACCUGAGUACCGUAGAUACCCAUGUAUAAUGCGCACCCGCGUAUAAUGCGCACCCCCGAUUUUAGCCCAAAAUCCUGGGAAAAAAACAUUUUUGGUCAAUUUGGAGAUGGAUGGAAAACGAAAGUAGAGUUUACAUCGACACCGGUAAUAAAUUUUAUCUCCACGGCGGAGAGCAGCAUCGGUCUCGCGGUACUAUCGAUUUUUGUUUUCUCGAAAAUAAAACCAGUAAAAUAU
Molecule: messenger RNA, 4641 nt
Organism: Mercenaria mercenaria
Lineage: Eukaryota; Metazoa; Mollusca; Bivalvia; Venerida; Veneridae
Product: heat shock 70 kDa protein 12A-like
Exons: 3
Coding region: 172-2004 (610 amino acids)
Molecular function (GO): ATP-dependent protein folding chaperone; ATP binding
Source: RefSeq, a predicted model, not a curated record